AUGUCCGUUCUGGGCGAUGGCUUGAGUUCCGACGAGUCAUCUCAGCAGGUCAAGGAAGAGGCAAGCGAAGACGACCAGGAGGAGGCCGCCGACCGGGAAGCGGCGGACGUGAAAGUCCCUAGUGCGGAGAUGCAUGUAAGUGAAUCGAGUAUGAUGAAGCGUAUCGCCGGUGCCAAACGAAAGAAGAAUAGAACGAAACCCGAAGUUGCACCAGACUCAGACGACAAAAUGGAGGUCAAGGAGGAGGCCGAGGAUGCCGAGCAGGCCGAGGCGACCGAGGACGUCGACAUGGGGGUUGGCGAACCAGACGAGCCACUCGCGGUCAGCGACUUUAGUGUGUCGACGUUCGCUUGUUUGUGCUGGAUGUCGCAGAUGAUGGCAAAGGGCCCGAGAGCUGAUGCAAGGUGGACUUUGUCCAAGGUCGAAGUCCAGGCUCGGGCCAGAGCCUGGCUUGUCGGUCUGCAGGACACGUUUUGGCAGGACGUGGACAUCGACGGAUUGCGAAUUUCGGAAGGUCUCUUGAGCGUGGCCUCCGUGGCAGAGGUGUUUGGGAACAAGGCAGUGAAGGGUUUAGGCAAGGAGGACGUCUCCGUGGUCAAUGCCCUCGCGAGCUUGCAGGCGGAUGCAGCGCGGAGAAGUCUGUCGAAGGACCGCCGCCGUCUCUCGGAAAAAAUGUUUUCUCGGUUGCUCAAGUCGCUCGCAGCAGCGAUUGAUGGAAGCCGAGAGAAGCCAAUCUGGACGGACGUUCGUGUCGAGUCGCUGGACCAGCUCAGGACUCGGAAGUAUUGCAAAAAGACUGCCAGGGGCUACCGCAAGAUCUCCCACGGCUGCAAGGAGGCCGUUCUGCAGUCGGACCUUGGACACUCGGUCGGUGCGGCUUUGCAGGCACAGGGGCAUUUCGCCUCCAAAUCGGGCGAGGUUUCUCGAAGGAACAAGGACAGGCCAGGGAAGUUUCUCGAGGCCGAGCGUUUGUCCUACUUGGCUUCCGGCAAGCGGACAUUCGCCGAGACUGCCGUUCUGAGCGUCGUCGCAGAUGCCGUUCACAUUGGGCAGGAAGACUGGUUGAACGUGCUUGUCUGCGACCCAGCCCAGGACUUGUCGUUCGUUCUGCCGCAGCAGGUGAAGAAAGGAACGAGCAUCACCUCUGAGACUUGGGAGGCCAUGUGGGCCGGCCGCAUCACGAAGUUCUUCCAGAAGGCGGGGACCAAGGGCCGUUCGCCAGACAGUGUCGUUGGCGGCGUAAAGCAGCCAGAGCGGCAGGCCACCCAAGAGUGGCUGCGGGACAUGUCGCACAGCCUCUCGAGCGUCGGUUUGAGCUGGUCGACGUUCGCAGCCGCUACGGCGGAAGGAGAGGCCGUUCGACAGAAGAUCCUGAUCCUUUGUACGGAUCAGGAGGCCACUCAGUUGGCGGCCGCGAACUACUUGAAGUUCGGUCGCUCGAUGUUCGUGGAACACGUGAACGACCCCGCCCACCGUUCGCAUAACGACUGUCACUUGGCUCUCGCAGCGAGCGGGCUCCUGACGUUCGGCCUGAUGUCGAUCGGGCUAUACAACGUUCGGUAUGGCCCGUGGAACAAGGGCACGUGGUUCGGGAAGGUGCAGGGGAUGGCGGACGAGAUGGGCCGUUCGAUGCAGCCUUCGGAUCCGUUGCUGCUCGCUUUUUUUCCGGAGAUUCUCGCAGACGAGGGCCGUUCGCAAGACGAGAACACCGAAGAGCACCGGCGUGCGUUUCUGGAGUCGCUCCCGAACCGGCCGUUCGUCCGAGCGAAGGGCAGCAAGGCGUCGCAAUCUCGCUUCAACAGUCUGACGAUCGCCCACUCGGAACUCGACCGCGAUUGGUCGGCCUUUUGCCUGGUCUUGGCCACUCUGUGCGUGGCCGAAGGUUGGGUUAAGACAGCCGCUGAGCUCUGGUCGCCCGAUGCCACCGGCGUGGGGGAGAUGGCAGGGACCACGAGGGCGGCCGCGAAAUCGGCCGCUCGGAAAGCUUUGGCGAAGCAGCGGGGUCGUUCGGUAAACACACUGCAUUCCAUGACUACGUUUGCGUGCAAUGCAGACACCCGGUCUCUCGCCAGGACUGUCUUCUACGUACUGCAGCCCGAAGGUCUUCGCUGUUCCAAGAUGCUCGAGGAGUUGCGAAGCAAGAAGUCGACCGUGCUGUACUUCAGCAGCUGGGCUCACUGGUCUUACAUGGACACGGCCCGCCAGCACGUCGUUCGGCUUUCGGAGUUGGGGGGGUUGGAGAGGCUCGGCCUAGACCUCUCCAUGGUCGAUCCUGCAGGCUCAGAGGACGACCGAGAAGCCGCUACGGUUUGGCAGGACACAGUCGCUCGCAGGGUGACGAAGCUGACACACUGCCUACCAACGGCUGGGGUUCGACGGCCGGUCUGUUGCACGAGUCCACGGCCUGUCGGCAGGCUAGCUUGCGGUUUCUUGAGCAAGUGGACUGUGUCGGGCGAAGUCUCUGGAGGCCAAGAAGCUGCUCGAAGGCCACCCGGCCACGGGGCCAGUCAUGGCCAAGUGUCUCUCGGGGCUCAGAGCUGCGUCGUUCGUGGAGGUGCCCUUCGAGACAUUCGCCUGGCUGAGCGACAGGUGGGGCGGUCUGCUCAACAGCAAGCUCGUCGAGGACGGGAACAAGGUCCAGCUGGCCGUCUCGAGGGCUGGCGCGGCCUCUCGAAAAAGAAGCUGCUCCAGUCCUACGGCCGUCCAGAGGUCGCUUGCGGGACGUUGGUGACCGUUCCCCAGUCCUUCGAGGCGGACGACUGGUUCGUGCGGAAGAAGAGGGCCGUUCGGCGAGACUCGAGCUGUUCGUCGGUGCCUGUGGACGUGGAGGUGAUCGACGAGGACAAGCUGGCGGCGUUUUCGCUCUUGAGCAAGGUCGUUCGCGAGAAGCUUGACUGGUCCUUCGUGGAAACGGCCUGGUGGGCGUCGCUCGCCCCUGAAGGCCACGGGCUGCUUUUUCCCAGUGUGGACCCGUGUUACGUCGUUCGAACCUACGGGAGGGCUGCGUUAGUCUGGCCAGCGAAACUGGAGCCCUUCCGCCACGAAAAGCUCGUUUUGCAGACCGAUGUCACGUCGCUCUGCUGGUUGCAUCUGCGGGACGAGAACGUGGAGGUUCUCGAACUGGUGGCCACGUCGCCGCAGCGUGUUCUGGCUCCUUUCAAGGGUUUUUGUGCUCACAAAUCUCACAAAGCUUCCCAAGCCGCCUUCAAGAAAGGUGCGAGAUCCUUGGGCGAACGUCACCCACACGGCAUCGCCUUCAAAGUGGCGGCCAAGCGACCGUUGCUCGUGCAUCAGGAACAGAGCGGCUUUGCCGGGGUGCCUGAAUGGGCUCUGCGAAGACUGGCAGCAAACAAAGGCUGGAAGAUCGAGGCAGACGAGCCCGGCCACGAGGAAGACGACCGCCUCGCGAUCGCCUGCAUGCUGUCGCUCGAUGCGUCCCUGACCAAGGAAGAAGUGGUCGGCCGCCUGCUUCACAGGCAAGAGGCCGCCACAUGGGGCGAGGGAGCUGGCGUCGACCUCGAGGAGGUCAUUCGUGACACCAUGUUAGCGGCCGAUCAAGACCAAGCAUUGCAACAGCUGGCGAAAAGGCGAGCCACUCAGCAGUCGGCCGUAGACGUUCGGAAGCGUGGCGUCAGGACGUUCGAGCACGUGGCCAAGACUUUUGCUCGGCAGCCGGCCUUCAAAGCCGCACAGGCCGCUCGAAAGGAGAAGGAAAAGCGGGAGGCCAAGGCGGCGAAGGAGAGGGCGGCCGCUGUCAAGCGGUGCUAUGCGGACUGCGAUGAGAACGUCGAUCGGGCCGUGCAGGUCUCCGUGCCAUUCCGUGUGCGGGCCUACAGGGACGACCCAAACGGUCGCUGGAAGCUGUCGUACAGUGCUCGUUGGGCCCAAGCCUGUCGGAGCAUUUCGUGGACGGCGGUGGGAAGCAAGCGGGCGGGCUGCGAGGUCAUUCGUCAGGCGUGGAAGUGGGCAGAAACCUUCGAGGGCCUGGAGAUCUCUGAGGAGGCACAGGCCGUCCUGCAGAAGCUCGGCUGA
Molecule: messenger RNA, 4032 nt
Organism: Symbiodinium sp. CCMP2592
Lineage: Eukaryota; Dinophyceae; Suessiales; Symbiodiniaceae
Source: the annotation of a GenBank genome assembly